AUGUUAUUCCUCAUAUCAACUCUCGUUUUCUGCUUAUGUAGUGCGGAAUACGACACAUGUGGGACUGCGCACGAAAUCACUUUAACUGAUUUGGACAUCAACAAAGAAGCUGUAUUCAACGGGGACACCAGUACACAAACGCCAUUCUGUUGGGUCUGUGAUGCGCGGUAUGGGUGUGGUUCUUCACCACCACGUUCGUACUUCUACAAAUUUACACUGAACAGUGCAAUCGACAUCGAUAUCAGUACAUGUAACUGGGGGACUGGUUUCAACACAAGAAUUGGUGUCUUGACGGAGUGUGGGAGUUCAAGAGCACACACAUGUGUUGCUUCAAAUGACGACGACUUUGACGAUACCACAUGUGAAGGUGGUAAGGCGCACGUUGUCUUAAGGGCAUUAGCUGGUCAGACGUACUAUGUUGUAGUCUCUGGUACGACAUCGGAAGACGUUGGUAAUUUCCAAGUUGUCUUUAAGAAGCAUCAGAACCCUUAUUCCAACAUUUGCUCUGUCGCAAAAGAAGUCUUUUUGCCUUCGGUAGUCACUGGAAGACUCGAUAAGACUAUGGCAGUCACAACGCCACUCAGUGAUGGUCAACAACAUUACGGAACGUGGUUUAAAUACACCCCCGCGGCUAAUACCCUUGGCUUCAUCGAUACAUGCGGAGACUAUACAAGCGAGUUCGACCCGGAGAUUUAUGUAUACACGUCCACUGAUGGGUGUUAUCAUCUUCAAGAAGUCUAUUAUGACGAUAACUCCUGUGGUGGGAUGAACCCACGAAUUGUCGGCAACUUCAGUAGCAAUUAUGAGUACUAUGUCCUCUUGUUAUUGAAAGACGGAGUUGGAGGACAGUACAAACUGAACUUCAGAGACUCGCCAACAGAGAAUGGGAAGUGCACAGGAGCCGUUUCGAUAUCAUCUUUGCCUUUUAAAGUCACUAUGCCACUCUCCAAGUUUGUCGCGGAGCCACAGACAUGUACAGAAAAUAUAGUUCCAGGGAUGUGGUACUCUAUUGUAGGUGAUGGCGGAGACUAUGUCAUGGAUACCUGUGAUA
Entamoeba invadens IP1 is the source of this 1051-nucleotide messenger RNA. RefSeq lists its product as hypothetical. NCBI's taxonomy places the organism in Eukaryota, Evosea, Mastigamoebida, Endamoebidae. The record is from RefSeq and is a predicted model, not a curated record. The transcript has a single exon. The annotation marks the transcript as partial.